Octodon degus (degu) is the source of this 2367-nucleotide messenger RNA. It is a transcript of the gene Hoxb6, whose product is annotated as homeobox B6. The transcript has 3 exons. Lineage: Eukaryota; Metazoa; Chordata; Mammalia; Rodentia; Octodontidae. The coding region runs from base 1098 to 1721 and encodes 207 amino acids. Gene Ontology annotation, cellular component: nucleus. The record is from RefSeq and is a predicted model, not a curated record. Gene Ontology annotation, molecular function: DNA-binding transcription factor activity, RNA polymerase II-specific; RNA polymerase II cis-regulatory region sequence-specific DNA binding. Gene Ontology annotation, biological process: regulation of transcription by RNA polymerase II; anterior/posterior pattern specification.
GCCCCCUCCCCUUGCGUUCCCAGGCUGCCCGGAGACCCCUGCGCCCUGGCCGCGCAGGGGAAGAGGCGCGCCGCCCGGGCUGGUGGCUGCGUCCCCGGCCGCGUCUCUCUUUGUUUCCGUGUGUGUCCUCCCGUGGGGAGCGGGGGGAGGAGGCCAAAGAUGAGCGCGAGCUGCUGAGCACGCAGAGAUUUUUAUUUCUCUGGGACUCCGUUGGGGGAAGCAGGAGCGGGGAGAUGCUCUUCCGCGCCUCGGCCUCUGGGGGACGUGGCCGCCUCAGCCCGGCUCCGAGGCGCUCCCUCGCUGCCUUCCUUCCUUGGCUGCCUCUGCUUCUCUGGCAGCCUCGCUCGGCCGAGGCAUCCGGAACCCGGAAAGCAGCGAGCCCUAGCCUGGGCCGCCCUCUUCCCUUCCUUUCUCUCCCCACACCCCACUCCCUUCCUUUGCUUUUUUUUUUUUUUUUCCUUCCAGACCUUUUUGUUUCCGCCAGAAACCGCAGAGUCCUACACCCACGGGCCGGAUCCCCCCAGGAGCGCCCCUGCACAGGGCAUCUGGGGGCACCGAGCUUCUCGAGGCCAGGCUGGCUGGCUCCUCACCUUGGGGGAACCGGGCCAACCCCGCCUGAGGCCCAGGCUGGACGCCUUGGCCAGAGUUCCUAAAGGCCGGCGCUGCCCGCGUUCGUGCCCGGCUCGCUGGGGACUUGGGUGGGGGCGACAACAUGGACCGCUCCGGGGAUAUUUGCUUUCCCCCGCACUCCAUCCCUUCCUCUCCCAAACCUCGCCUGCAAGUUGCCUCCAGCCUGCAGGGGUCGACGACGGCCCUGGAGCCCCCCGGCCCCAAUCCACAGCGCUCGGCUUUCCCGUUCAUUAUUGAUCAUAUUUUAUAAAUCCAACACCACACAAUUUUUUCCACAUUACCGGGAGCCGUGGGGAGGCGGAGCGGCCAUUGGCGCAGGGGAUGUCACGUGGGCCGGGGUCACGUGGCCCGAGAGGAAAAAGGGGGUCCUUUUUGGUGUAAAUCUGGACUCUAAUUCUGUAAUAUAUCAAGGAAUCUCGUAAAACCGACACUAAAACGUCCCUGCCUACAAAUCAUCCGGCCAAAUUAUGAGUUCAUUGUAUUAUGCGAAUGCUUUAUUUUCUAAAUAUCCGGCCGCAAGUUCGGUUUUCGCCACCAGCGGAGCCUUCCCCGAACAAACUUCUUGCGCGUUCGCCUCCAACCCCGCGCGCCCCGGCUACGGCGCGGGCGCCUCCUUCGCCGCCGCGGUGCCGGGCCUGUAUCCCGGCGGCGGGGGCGCAGCGGGCGCGGGCGGCGUCUACGCGGCCGGCUACGGGCUCGAGCCGGGUUCCUUCAACAUGCAUUGCGCGCCCUGUGAGCAGAGCCUCUCCGGGGUGUGUCCCGGCGACUCCGCCAAGGAGCAGAGGGACUCGGACCUGGCGGCCGAGAGUAACUUCCGGAUCUACCCCUGGAUGCGGAGCUCAGGAACGGACCGCAAGCGAGGCCGCCAGACCUACACGCGCUACCAGACGCUGGAGCUGGAGAAGGAAUUUCACUACAACCGCUACCUGACCCGGCGGAGGCGCAUCGAGAUCGCGCACGCCCUGUGCCUGACCGAGCGCCAGAUCAAGAUCUGGUUCCAGAACCGGCGCAUGAAGUGGAAAAAGGAAAGCAAACUGCUCAGCGCGUCGCAACUCAGUGCCGAGGAGGAGGAAGAAAAACCGGCCGAGUGAAGGUGCUGGAAAGGGAGGGGGGACACGAAGGGAGAGGCCUGCGCGGACCCCGGGGCGCCGGAGAGGCCGGGAAGGCUCUGCGGGCGGGGGAGCCUAGGGACCCGCUCUCGGCGGGCGGCGACAGGCGACGGGCGGCCCCGCGCCCUCCCGGACCCCGCCCGCAGAGCUCUCGCCGCCGCCGGCGCUCAGGGCGGCCGCCCGAGCCCACCCCGCACCCAACGCCUCCUCCCUCCCCGAGGAACCCGCCUGUGGCCUGGUCAGGCUCCUGGGUGAGAACUGAGGAUCGGACUCACUUGAUGUUUGCUGGACGCAGAGCGAAAUGCUCUUGUACGCGUCGCGUCUCAUUUCGUCCAUGUCCCCCGUGCACGGUUCAAUGGUAGAUUCGCUGCCCCUCAGCAGGGGCCCCGAAGACUCCCUGACCCCAGACAUGUCCUCUCUCCCACCCCCUCCCCAAAGCCACUGGAAGGAAGGAGCACAUACUACCUAGAAGUAAGAAGAGGAGCCUCAGAAGAAAACAAAGUUCUAUUUUAUUAAUUUUCUAUGUGUUGUGUUUGUAGUCUUGUCUUAGCUCUGGACGUGAAAUACUUCGGUAAUAAUAUUAAUAUUAUUAUUAAUGAUGAUGAUAAUAAUAAAGACCUGAAAACUG